GCGGGGCGGGAGGGGCCAGACCGAUGGGACGGCACCCUCGAACCCUCCUCGUGAGAAUAUUCAACGGGCUCGUCGGAUACAGCGAUGGGCUGGCGAUGCAGGAAUCGCUCCACGCCGCUCGCCGCGCGUCCACGGUGCAUGAUACGCUGCUCGUUCUCCAGCAUAAGCACGUGUACACCAUAGGCAAGCGCCCGAACGAGCGCAACAUCCUCGCCGACGAGGACGAGCUGAGGGCGUGUGGCGCGGAGGUGCACAAAACCCGGCGCGGCGGCGACGUCACCUACCACGGCCCGGGCCAGUUUGUCAUGUACCCCGUCGUGAACUUGCGAGAAGCGAAAGUCGGGGCGAGGGCGUACGUGGAGGGUUUGGAGGACGUGAUGAUCGACUGCGCCCGGGGAUUCGGGGUUCGGGCGAGGGGUCGCGUGCCGGGGAUGACGGGGGUGUGGGCGGGGGACAAGAAACUCGGCGCGGUGGGGGUGCAAAUAAGCCAAGGGAUCGCGUCGCACGGGCUGGCGAUGAACCACUCGCUCAGUUUAGAGUGGUUCGACCGCAUCGUGCCGUGCGGGUUGGAGGGGCGCGCGGUGACCACGCUCGAGCGCGAGUGCGGGACACGCCUGGAGCACGAGGCGGUGCAGGCCAGCUUGGUGGAGUGCUUCGCCAGGCGGUUCGGGUACGACGACGUGCACGCGAGGCGGUUGGACGCGGAUGGUUGGAGGGAAGCGUCAAUUUUUUAGAACUUUUUUUUCGUUCGUAUGCGAAUUUAGUUGGAGCG
Molecule: messenger RNA, 772 nt
Organism: Micromonas commoda
Lineage: Eukaryota; Viridiplantae; Chlorophyta; Mamiellophyceae; Mamiellales; Mamiellaceae
Exons: 3
Coding region: 24-734 (236 amino acids)
Biological process (GO): protein lipoylation
Cellular component (GO): mitochondrion
Molecular function (GO): lipoyl(octanoyl) transferase activity
Source: RefSeq, a predicted model, not a curated record